CUCCCGAUACGUCGAAAGUGCCGGCACGAACAUAUAUAAGGGCAGAAAUGAGUGAACCCACAGUCAAAGAAAGCAAAGAUGGCCAGCGUGUUGGACCAGCUGAAGGAGCAUACGGUGGUAGUCGCCGAUACUGGCGACUUCGAAGCAAUGAAAAAGUAUAAACCGACGGACGCGACAACGAACCCGUCGCUGAUCCUGGCGGCCGCGUCCAUGCCGCAGUACCAAAACCUCAUCGAGAAGGCGGUGGAGUACGGCAAGGACGCCGGACAGACGGAUGCGGAGCGGGUGUCGGCCACCAUGGACCGCGUGUUCGUGCUGUUCGGGAAGGAGAUCCUCAAGAUUGUGCCUGGCCGCGUCUCCAUCGAGGUCGACGCCAGGCUGUCCUUCGACACCAAGGCCAGCAUCGCCAAGGCGCGCAAGUUCAUCUCGAUGUUCGAGGCCGAGGGCAUCAGCAAGGAGCGCAUCCUGAUCAAGCUGGCCUCCACGUGGGAGGGCAUCGAGGCGGCGCGCGUCCUGGAGCAGGAGCACGGCAUUCACUGCAACCUGACGCUGCUCUUCUCGUUCGCCCAGGCGGUGGCGUGCGCCGAGGCUAGCGUCACGCUCAUCUCGCCGUUCGUCGGCCGCAUCCUGGACUGGCACGUGGCGAACACGGACAAGAAGAAGUUUGAGCCCCGCGAGGACCCGGGCGUCAUCUCGGUCACCAAGAUCUACAACUACUACAAGAAGUUCGGCUACAAGACGGUCGUCAUGGGCGCCUCCUUCCGUAACACCGGCGAGAUCACGGCCCUCACUGGCUGCGACCUGCUCACCAUCAGCCCCAAGCUGCUGGAGGAGCUCUCCAACAGCACCGACCAGCUGCACCCGCAGCUCACCGAGAGCAUGGCUAAGAAGCAGGACCUGGACAAGGUGGACAUGAGCGAGCCAGUCUUCCGCUGGAUGCACAACGAGGACGCCAUGGCCACGGACAAGCUGGCCGAGGGCAUCCGCAAGUUCGCUGCGGAUGCCGUCAAGCUGGAGACGCUGCUGCAGGCCAAGCUGAAGUAGCGGCGGCGCUUGGUCACCGUCGUCAACCGCGCAUCAUUCCAGCGCCAGGUUGUGGGUCGAUCCGGCCGUACAAAGCGUCGGACGUGUUGGAGAUUUUUUACUUUAAUUUUAUGAAUAGUUGAAUCAUGACGUAGAGCUUUGACAUCACGUGUACCGUCGCUUGGACGCACAGGGUUGCUGGAAUAUAUUUACCGCCUCGG
This is a messenger RNA of Pollicipes pollicipes, 1244 nucleotides long. RefSeq names its product transaldolase (gene Taldo). Gene Ontology annotation, molecular function: transaldolase activity. Gene Ontology annotation, biological process: pentose-phosphate shunt, non-oxidative branch; carbohydrate metabolic process; pentose-phosphate shunt. The transcript has 7 exons. Lineage: Eukaryota; Metazoa; Arthropoda; Thecostraca; Pollicipedomorpha; Pollicipedidae. The record is from RefSeq and is a predicted model, not a curated record. Bases 79 to 1044 code for a protein of 321 amino acids. Gene Ontology annotation, cellular component: intracellular anatomical structure; cytoplasm.